This is a messenger RNA of Penicillium griseofulvum, 1233 nucleotides long. RefSeq lists its product as uncharacterized. The record is from RefSeq and is a predicted model, not a curated record. Lineage: Eukaryota; Fungi; Ascomycota; Eurotiomycetes; Eurotiales; Aspergillaceae. The transcript has 10 exons. Bases 1 to 1233 code for a protein of 410 amino acids.
AUGGAUUCACACAUGGAUAUGGAGAUCCCGGUGAUCGAAACCGACGAGUCGCUAUUUGAUGUUCUUCCCAAGCUGUUUAACUUCAUUAGCAUGGCCGUGGGUGAAAUGGCUUACACGUUUGAACAAAUGCUGUACGGGUCCCAAGGACACCGUCUUAGGCAGUUGGUCCACGCUUUAGCAGAGGACACGCAUAAUCCCUUCAUCAUUGUGGCAUUGAUGAUUCUGAAAUGGGAUUUCACCACUGCCACUGAGGAUGACUGGGGACUCAAUGAGAGCCGUGGUGCAGCCUGUGAAUUUGUUGCCUGGCAGUUCCUGUGCCAUCUGAAUCAGCGGGAGACAAUUGACUUUCUAUUAGAGGAGCUACCAUCACCGCGACGCGGGUCGAUAAAUAUCAUUGAAUCCGAGACAGGCGACCCUGGCGUAAAUAUCCAAAGUGAUACAAGUCAGGAGGAAAGCGAGACUACUCCUCUACUGCCAAACUCUCCUUUUAAUCGUCUUUUUGGCGGCAAGAGAGCCAUAGAGGCUCAGUUACCUGGAACCUCACAAGAUACACAUCAACAUGAGGAAGCCUAUGCCCAACGAUACUCCCAAUUUUUCGGACUGAAUGCGCUAGAGAUAGCAACGAUUGCCCAUGCAAAGAGAUUUCUGAGCCAGCGAGUUGUUCAAAGGGUGGUCGAUGGUAUUUGGAAGGGUGAAAUCGUCUUCUGGGAUUCUCUGACGGUCAACUCCACCAAGAAACCUCAUAUUUUCAACAGAAGAACGGCUGAUCCAUAUUCACGCCUGAGAGUACCUCUGUACCGGAAAAUCUUUGAAGCAGUUUUCUUCAUGUCUUUCCUCUUUCUCUACUACGCAGUUCUGGUAGAGAGGAGGCAAGAAGCUGUUGGUAUCUUUGAGGCAGUGAUGUAUGUGUGGAUCGUCGCUUUUGCGUACGAUGAAUUGAGUGGAAUCAUUGAUGCCGGAGUUGUGUUCUACCAAAUGGGGUUCUGGAGUCUCUGGAACCUGAGCAUAAUCGGUGUUGGAAUGGCAUUCGUCAUAACGAUGAAAGUGUUCUUUGGAUCGAGUGUUCUUGGAUUAGACACCGCGUCUGAAAUCUCCCCCAUCUUCGGCUAUGGCUUGAUGCUUACUUUUGCCCUAAUGACCAAUACUCUCAUUCUAUCAUCCUUAAUUAGUUUGAUGAGUAUGAGUCUUGAAGGGGUGAUGCGCCAUGCCCGAGAAGAAUAUCUUUUCCAGUAA